AUUGGGUCCAGGCCUGUGCAUUCAAAUUUGUGCGUCGAUCGAGAAGCUUGGCGCGGCUUCUCUCGGGGACUUGAGAAGGGAAGAGAAGACAAGUCCGGCUGCCUGCUCGGGGCUAUACAGGGACGUAAGUACGUCGAUAUCACCCCCAGCGGUUUGUCAAUCGAGCAGCUUGCGGAAUACUUGGUCAGUAGUCGGACGACCUAGGCUGACACAGUGCACCAACAACUACCGGGAUCAUUCCUCCUCUCUAGACAGAAUCCCCGGAUUCAAAUCUCGAGUAGGGAUUGCCGCCAACCCUCCAAGCUCGAGCAAGUGGAAAAAGCUCAACUUAGAUCAUGGCGGGAAAACAAGGGCGAGCCUAUCUGUGAUAUCAUCAGUGAUCAUUUUACGUGCUGUGACAGCCUGAUGCAUCACGGUGAUCGCUCAAAUCUUCCACUAGAUACUAGCACUCUACUACUACUACCGCCACCGGCCAUCCUGAGAACUAGCAUCAAUGAAAUCUAUGACAUACAAAACCGUGCCCGGAUUCUUUCUCCAAGACGAUUUGAACGCUGAUCCUGUUGCCAUCGGCGCGGUGCCUCCCCGGUUCGGACUGAUCGAUGAAUCCCCCGACCGCUGGCAUAAUUUGUACGUGAAACUGGGCGCUCUCAUCGAGGAGGGCAGGUCCACAGGCAAGAUGUAUAAGCUUGUGCUGUUCGGACGCCACGGGCAAGGCUGGCAUAACGUCGCGGAAGAAAAGUACGGCACCGUGGCUUGGGACGAAUACUGGGCUAAGCAAAAUGGAGACGACGAGCUGACCUGGGGACCUGACCCCGAUCUCACUCCGCUGGGCGAAGAGCAGGCUGUUGAAGCUAACAAAGUGUGGAAACAGGAGCUCGAAAACGGGCGCAUGACACUCCCGGGUGUCUUGUACAGCAGCCCGAUGACCCGUGCGAUCCACACCAACCACAUCACCUUCUCAGGGAUAGACACCAAACGUGUGCUCAUUCUCGAGAACUGCCGUGAGGAAUACGGCGAACAUACGUGCGACAAACGGCACCCCCGGUCUUUCAUCGCUGACAAAUUCCGCGAGUUCGACAUCGAGGACGGAUUCACGGAGGAAGACGAGCUGUACCAACAAGACACCCGCGAAACAUUCGAGCACGCCGUCGGGCGCGCCAAAGCUGUGCUCGAUAGGAUGUUCACCGUCGACGACGAAGCGCUGUGUAAGCCUACUGCUGGUGCCCAGGGCUCCUACGGAAGGUGCUCACAACUUGCAGUCGUCUCAGUCACCGCGCACAGCGGCAUCAUUAACGCAUUCCUCGGCGCUGUCGGUCGGCCGCGCUACGCUCUUCCCACCGGAGGUGUGAUUCCAGUGGUCGUGGAGGCUUCUGAACUCUAGACAUCGGGAUAGCGUCUUUCGUCCAGCCUGAACACAAUGCUGUAGGCACGCCCCUCAUCCCUUAGAUUAUUGGCUUCGGUGUAGUUUGCGGUGCCGUUUGUUAUCGAUAAUCAAAUCAUCAGACGCGGUCAUGUGUCAGCCACGAUGGGCAACUGAUAAUUAGAGCGCGUCUAUAUACUCUGUCAUUCAUAAUAGCGAGCUGGGAUGCGUGGAAAACAUUACAAAUGGAAGCUGUCGCUCGGGACGGGUCCCCGGACGAUUCUGGAAUAUUAAACAAUCGCGUGCUUCCGCGACCGCUCCCAGGAGGUUUGGUUCAAGUGUAUUUCCGUGAGCGAAACCAUGCGACACCGGUUGUAAAAGCUCCGCAACGUGUCUCCUUGAUGUCUCCUGUCAAACGGGAAAUGAAAUUUGACCGCUGAUAGCAACGCCGUGGCGGUUCGCGUCAACGUCGCGACCUGAGUUCCACUCUCGUGAAAAUCAGAUGAUGGGCAGCACUCAUCAUCAGCAUUCCUGCUCCCUUGACUGCUCCGUUUAAAAUCGAUCCCGCCCCUGCGCCGGACAAAAUGAAAUCGGUGUGGGGCGGACACGUGUCCUGGCGGCCCCAAGGGUAGGUAACCGAUAAGGUAACGCCCCUCAUUGGCUGCAGAAAUGCAUUGCCCUCGGAUGGCCUCGGUGAUGGCCGCGCGAUCCGUAUUGUUUUCGAUGCCUGAUGGGGAUCACGAUGCACCCGAAACAACGGGACCGACCGGCUGCUGGGCGGGCCGGAUUUUUUUUGUGUGGGAUCUUCCCUCGCGUAAGAAUCUAGGUCGCGGAGGUCCUUCCUUAAAAGCCACUCCCUCUGAUCGCGCAGGGCCUCGCUUUCACCGCGCCGCGAGUCUCAACGGCCGACCAAGAUGUCAGUCCAACCGCAAGGCCCGUAUCCCUACCCAUCGGCGGCGCCGCCACCCGAGUCCCACCGCCGCUCGCCCUACGAUCGGCCGCCGUCCGUGCCUGGUCGCGCUUCGGGCACGCCCCCUCCUCACCCUGACGGCGCCGACCGUGCCAACGGCUUGCCCAGCCCCGCUACGAACGGCGCAGGCCCCCAGCACGCUCCUCCCCCGCCGCACCACUACACCGCCUACGAGCUCCCCCGCGGCUACGGCCCGCCCCCGGGGUACAUGUACGGCGCCCCGCCGCCGCCGCCGCCAGGCGGGUACCACCACCACCCCGCCGACCACCGCUACGAUGCGCACGCGCAGCACCACGGCUACCCCGCGCCCUUCCCGCUGCACCACGCUGGAUAUAUGCCGUACCCCCCGCCGGGGCCACUGCUCUCUGGCGCCCCGCCGCAGCAACAACACCCAGGCGCGAACGGGAGCCCCAACUUGGGCCCGCCGCCGGGGAUGGCGCCUCCCCCCGGCCACGUCGUGCACACGGACGAUGCGACGGAGAAAGUGAGCGAUCGCGUGCGGAGGAGGUGUUUCAACUGCUGCACGACGGAGACCAGCACGUGGCGGAGGAGUAAUCUGAAUCCGGGGAAAGUGCUGUGCAACAAGUGCGGUCUGUUCGAGCGGACGCACUCGCGGCCUCGACCGGAGCAGUUUCCGCAUAAGCGUGGCCCGCUUGGAUCUAAUCUCAACUCACGAAGCCCUUCUGUUGCACCCUACCCGACUUCCUACGCCCCGCCUCCCCCGCAGCCCCAAAUGGCAUCCAUGCCGCAUCCGUCCUACCCUCCGCCGAUGGCAACGACGACGACCGUUCCCAUCCCCCUCAUCCCCGCCGAGAGAUACUCCGAAAAGCCGCCGGCCCAGGAGAUCCAGAAGGAGAAGCCGCUGCCAGUUGGCGAGCCGGCGAAGGAAGAAAAGAAGAGGGAGUCUGCAGGUGACGCGUCCGACAAAAUCGACCAGGCCAAGCCGUGAUGGCUGCGGACUGCGCGCGCGCGCAUAUGUCUCGGAUCCUAUUGAUACAGCACGUAUACCACCACCUAUAUAGCAUAUACUUCGUCGUUACUUGUUCUCGUAGAUACUUGCACCUGUAAUCCAUCGUGGUCUUGAAUGACUCGGCUUCUUCUGUCUGCAGCGUGUGUCAGCGGGCGGGCGAGCCACUGGAGUGUUGGAUUCUCAAUUCGAGUGGAUGCAUG
Messenger RNA from Mycena citricolor, 3500 nucleotides. NCBI's taxonomy places the organism in Eukaryota, Fungi, Basidiomycota, Agaricomycetes, Agaricales, Mycenaceae. The record is from the annotation of a GenBank genome assembly.